Tupaia belangeri chinensis (Chinese tree shrew) is the source of this 1486-nucleotide messenger RNA. It is a transcript of the gene MBLAC1, whose product is annotated as metallo-beta-lactamase domain containing 1. The transcript has 2 exons. Bases 272 to 961 code for a protein of 229 amino acids. NCBI's taxonomy places the organism in Eukaryota, Metazoa, Chordata, Mammalia, Scandentia, Tupaiidae. The record is from RefSeq and is a predicted model, not a curated record.
UUGGCCGUUGUCCUGUUAGAAGCUAGCGGUGCUUCGUAAUUGUGCUGCCGAAAGGGGGUGGCGGGGCGGACUCAGUCGCCGACUAGGUCUGCGCGGCGUCUACCGAGGAGCCGGCAGGAGUCAGGGCUUGCGUGGAGCCGCCAUAGUUGAGCUUACGGAAAGUCGCAAAGGACAAACUCCCGCGCUCUUUUCUGAUUCUGUUCUUUCCUCGAAUGAGGAAGGAUCUAGGAGAGGCGCCCAAAGUCGUUUAGAGUAAACGGCCAGGCUUAGGAUGAGAGAAGGAAAAAGGCUAUCCUUUGGAGGCGGACGGGGCUACGCGAAGCCAGAGGAGAUCGGCGAUGCGGUGCGCGCCGAUGGCUCCGUGACCCUUGUCCUGCCCCAGGCUUGGGGCUCGUCCUCCAGCCACCGAGAGUCCCGACUCCGGGAUGGCAGUGCGAAGACCGCCCUGGAGGAAGUGGCUCGUGGCCCCAUUCUCGUGGAUACCGGAGGUCCCUGGGCGCGAGAGGCGCUGCUGGAGGCCCUGACGGAACAGAAUAUAACCCCAGAAGACGUGACUCUGGUGGUGGGGACCCACGGGCACUCGGAUCAUAUCGGGAACCUGGGGCUGUUCCCAGGAGCAGCUCUGCUGGUCUCGCAUGACUUCUGCCUCCCCGGGGGCCGCUACCUGCCCCAUGGGCUGAGUGAGGAGCAGCCCCUGUCACUGGGUCUCGGGCUCGAAGUGUGGGCCACGCCGGGUCACGGAGGUCAGCGGGACGUGAGCGUGGUGGUGGCGGGCACUGCCCUGGGCACCGUGGUGGUGGCGGGCGAUGUGUUUGAGCGAGAUGGGGAUGAGGACUCCUGGCAGGCUCUGAGCGAAGACCCAGUGGCCCAGGAACGGAGCCGGAAGAGGGUUCUAGGCACUGCUGAUGUGGUUGUGCCUGGUCAUGGAGCCCCCUUUCGAGUGAUCAGGGAAACCUCAUAGCUAGAGAGAAAGAAUAGGGGAACAACCAGCAGCAGUCUGCAGCGGGAAACAACCCACUCCGCCUGCAUGAGCCAAGAAGGGUGUAGGAGGAGGGGACAGGGUCAGCCAGAGUAAGAGCAAGGGCGGUGGUUUCAUGCCCUCCCAGGAUGCUGGUUUUCCCGUAAGGACAGUUCUCUUGCCAUUGCCAUCACCAAUGUCACUCUCGGGGACUCUGCAACCCAAGCAGGACCAAGGACUGACUCUACACACGCAUCCUCCCAGACCUCAGUAAAAUGGGAGAAUGUUCUUGUGAGGAUCCUCCAAAAUAAAGCCACACUGAAAAUCAUAUUGCCCUAGUGUGGUUAUGAAGCAUGUAUAGUGAUAAUCAUGUAAAUGUAGUCAGCAAUUGCAGUAGGGGACACAGACAAAUUGUCUAUUUCUUGGUGUGCAGGUUAUGAGAGAAAGUUCAGGGAACAGAAGUGAUCCCUUAGUCACCUGACUGAAUCAUUCAUUCAGUAGAUAAGAAUAAAAUAUCCAAUACCUGCA